This is a messenger RNA of Cajanus cajan (pigeon pea), 801 nucleotides long. The record is from RefSeq and is a predicted model, not a curated record. NCBI's taxonomy places the organism in Eukaryota, Viridiplantae, Streptophyta, Magnoliopsida, Fabales, Fabaceae.
UUCUAUUUUUGAACAAGAAUGAGUCUCCAUUCUGUUGACUACGUUUAUAUUUUUGGUUUAGCAGUUAUCAAAGAAUUGAUUAUCGAGUACCUGUCCCAUUACAAAGUUACUGUGAUGCUCAUUCUGCCAAUAAAUCUAAACAUAGAUGGGAGGAUAUAUGUGCCUUUCGUGCUUUCCCUUACAAGUUCCAGACUUCUUUACAGUUAUUCGAGCUUGUCGAUGAUUAUAUUCAAUCAGAAAUAAACAAGCCUCCAUCGCAAUCAACUUGCACUUUUGCAAAUGGGUGGUUCUCACAACACAUGAUCAAUUGUAUUAGACAACGUCUUAUGGUGAGAUUCCUAUCUGUAUUUCCCAAGCCUGGCGCAGAGAAUUUACUCAGAGCUGCCACUUCAAGGUUUGAAAAAUUAAAGAGGGAGUGCCUUAGGAAUGUCAUGAAGCUUGAUGGAGUAGAAUGCCAGCAACCUAAUUUAGGUUUGGAAGAGAAUGAAGAACUUGACAAUGCUGAAGACGAAGAGGACGCAGUCGAGGGUAAUGAUAGUGAAGAAGAAUGGGAAGAAGAAAUUGAUUUGGUUGGAGAUAAAGAAAUGCCUCUGCCGUCUAAUUCAUACAUCAACAUGGAGAAUAUUUCAAGGACUCAUUUACAGGAACUUUUUGGUAGCUUCCAUCCUAAUGCAAUUGAUGGUGAGCAAGUACUUGCAAAUGGCAGCGACGAAGAAUAUCAUAUAUACGAGGAAGAUAGUGAGGAGAAUUACUCUGAUGAAUAAUUUGUGUCAUUCAGAGUCAUCAAAUACACAUAUAGGA